Cynara cardunculus var. scolymus (artichoke) is the source of this 1530-nucleotide messenger RNA. RefSeq names its product cytochrome P450 CYP749A22-like. Bases 1 to 1530 code for a protein of 509 amino acids. Lineage: Eukaryota; Viridiplantae; Streptophyta; Magnoliopsida; Asterales; Asteraceae. The transcript has 5 exons. The record is from RefSeq and is a predicted model, not a curated record. Gene Ontology annotation, molecular function: oxidoreductase activity, acting on paired donors, with incorporation or reduction of molecular oxygen; monooxygenase activity; heme binding.
AUGGCAACUUUUCUGGGAAUCUUUAUAGCCAUACUAUGCUCUGUAACCCUCCUACUUCUCUUCAAAUUCCUUCACAAAUUUUGGUGGAUUCAGAUGAACAUAAAGCGUGUAUUAAGCCCACAAGGAAUUCACGGACCUCCGUAUAGUUUCAUCCAUGGCAACACCAAAGAAAUAUCCAACAUGAGGAAGAAAUCCAUGAGCUUUCCCAUGGACACAUCGCAUUACAUAUUUCCACGGGUUCAACCUCAUAUCGAUUCAUGGUUCCGCAUAUAUGGUAAGAAUUUCGUGUAUUGGCAUGGUCCAGAAGCUAUGUUGGUUGUUACUGAACCUGUGAUCCUCAAGGAAAUAAUGAGUAAUCGAGAGAUUUCGAUGGGGAAACAAGAUAUGGGGCCGAUUAUGAAGAAGAUCGUUGGAGAAGGUCUGAUUUCGUCUGAAGGUGAUAAAUGGGCGAAACAACGAAAGAUCGCGAAUCAUGCUUUCCAUGCCGAAAGAUUGAAAAACAUGGUUCCGGCGAUGGUUCAAAGUGUCGACAUGAUGCUAACACGGUGGAAAGAAGCCGGAAACGAAGAGAUGGACGUCUACGAAGAGUUCAGAAUUUUGACAUCAGAAGUCAUUUCUCGAACCGCCUUCGGCAGUAGCUACGAAGAGGGGAAACAAGUUUUCCAAAAGCUUGGGGAGUUGACCAUGAUAGCUUCCAAGAACUCGUACAGAAUCAGGCUUCCUGGAUUCGGGAAGAUCUUUAAAGAUAAAGACGAUGUAGAAUCUGAUAAGCUGCAAGCGGGCAUUCGCGAUCUCAUUAUGCAGAUGAUAUCAAGCCGAGAGAAGACGAUGGAUGAAGACGACUCCAGAAAUGAUUAUCUUGGACUACUUCUGAAAUCUCAUCAUGACAUCCAUGAAAAUUUCAAGCUUUCCACACAGGAUAUUAUCGACGACUGCAAAACGUUUUACGCUGCUGGGCAUGGAACGGUCUCGCUUUUGCUCUCGUGGGCGACUCUUCUUCUCGCCAUCCAUACCGAAUGGCAAGAGAAGGCACGAGAAGAGGUGCGGCAAGUAUUCGGUAACGAAAACCCAACUUCAGAAGGCAUUGCAAGACUCAAGACAAUGGGGAUGAUCAUCAAUGAGACAUUAAGACUAUACCCACCUGGAAUUGCUAUAACCAGAAGAGUUGGGAGGGAAAUGAAAGUUGGAAAUCUGAAUCUUCCUGCAAAUAUAAAUCUGCAAAUACCAGCAUUGGCUCUUCAUCAUGAUCCCAAAAUAUGGGGACAAGAGGCUCAUCUCUUCAAACCCGAUAGAUUUUCCGAUGGGAUUGUGAAAGCGACUAACGACAAUCCAGAAGCAUUUCUACCUUUCGGUUAUGGACCUCGAAACUGCGUGGGCUCUAGUUUUGGAAUAAACGAAGCUAAAACCGCCCUCUCGAAGAUCUUGCAACGUUACAGAUUCUGCCGAUCCCCAAACUACGUUCAUGCACCACUUCAUCGUAUCACACUUCGUCCGAACUCCGGUGUUCAGAUCAUUUUUCGGGCUCUUUAA